GAAAAGAAGUGAUCUUGAGAACAUUUUUUUUUUUUUUUUUUUUUUCUAUCGUUACAUGUAUCCCCUUUAGAAUAGUAUAUAUUUUUCCUACAAAGUUUUUUCAUACGAUUAUAAAUAACGAAGAUAAAUAUUUAGAUAUUCCUAAAUAGUAGAAUAAAUAUAAUAUUGAAUAUAAUUGUUCUUUGUAAUUAUAACAAUGAAAUAAUUGUUUACACAAGUGCAACUUGUUUAUACAGUUAAGUAUAUUUCAAGCGCUUGUUGUAAAACACAUUUUCGCACGCUUUUAAUUUCAAUUGCAAUUGAAUCAUUGAGGAUAUAUAUAUAUAUUUACAAUUACCUUUCAAAAAGCAAAACGUAUUUUACGUUUUGUAUAUGGUCGAUUAAAAAAAAAAAAAAAAAAAAAAAAAAAAAAUACAUAAAGAAAAAAAAUUUCAUAUCAAAGUCACGGCGGAGCGCAAUUAUUGAUUAUAAUAAUUUUUGCGAAAUAUCAUUUUAAAUCGAAUUAGAUGAAUUUGUAUUAAAUCUUGUUUCUCGACUUCAAGCUCGUUAACAUAUUUUGUGAAUAAACAUCAUAUAUUGAUACAUAUUGGAUAUUUAAAACAUUAAUACUUGUAUUACAUAUAAGGAAUGUAUAGUUCGCGAUUGAAUCUAAGGAUAUUUAAUUAUUGAAUUAAUAUGUUUAUAAUAAGAAUCAAUUUUUACAAAAAUACUUUUCUUAUGAUAAUAUUAAUGCAUGAUAUUCCAAGAUUUUCCAGCUUCCUUAAUAUAUUUUCUAAAUAGAAAUAAAUAUGUCGCUUGAAUUUGGACCAUAUAAAGUUUCGUUAAAAUGUUUUUUAGGAGUAGAGUUGUAACAAUGAAGAGGAAAAGAAAAAAAAAAUAAUGAGACAAAAUUUGUCUCCUGACUAAUAUGAUGCAAAAUAAAAAUCAUUAUAAUCGAUUAUUAUCGUCAGUCUAUUUCGAAGUGUGUCGAUUAAGAUUAUGUGACGUCAUAGUUUCGUUCGAUAUGUUUCGUAAAAGAAUCGCAGAGUGGCGCUAGUGUCUAUCGUAUACAAAGAUGGCUGCCAUCCCCACGAGGCAUCAUUUAAAACGAGCUCGUGUUUAUUGAUGUAUCUCGAUCGGUAUAAACAUUGAGGUUAGAAAAAUGGUACUAAGUAAAAUAUUUGUACGAAAUCGUGCACUUGGUUACGUUAGUAAUCAUAUACCCGUGGUAACUAGAUAUAUUCAAAGAAGAAAAGAAAAUCUUUUGGUUACUUGCGUUGGAAAAGAAUUUCAUACUUAUGGAUGUGCACAUUUUACUCUUCUCAGUGUAUCCGGAACUCAUCCUGACGAAAUAACUUGUUUAUCUGCAGACACAUAUCACAUUUAUACCGCCGCAAAAAAUAUUAUAUAUGCAUGGAGAAGAGGUACGGAAUUAAAACAUGUUUACAAAGGUCACGAAUAUUCUAUACAUAUUAUAUUACCUUUUGGACCACAUUUAAUUUCCGUCGAUGAGAAUAGUAAUGUUAAAGUUUGGGAUAUAAAAACAGAAGAAUUAAUAUUAGAAUUGAACUUUUCUAAUGAAAUAUUUCAAAUAACUACAUUGAUACAUCCGAUUACCUAUAUGAACAAAGUUUUGUUUGGUAGCCAACAAGGAUAUUUACAAUUGUGGAAUUUAAAAACAACAAAGAUGAUUUAUACUUUCAAAGGAUGGAAUAAUACUAUUACCGCAUUAGAGCAAGCACCUGCGAUAGAUGUUGUAGCUGUAGGUCUAUCCGAUGGAAGGAUUAUGUUACAUAAUCUUAAAUAUGACGAAACGAUCUUUGAAUUGAUUCAAGAUUGGGGUGCUGUAAUAUCUAUAACAUUUCGUACCGAUGAUCAUCCAAUUAUGGCUACUGGAAGUUUAAAUGGACAUAUUGUAUUUUGGAAUCUCGAGCAAAGAAAAGUUGAAAGCCAAUUGAACAAAGCUCAUUUUGAUUCUGUAACAGGUUUAAAAUAUCUACCGAAUGAACCAUUAAUGGUUUCAUCCUCGCCUGAUAAUUCCUUAAAAUUAUGGAUUUUUGACUUGGCCGAUGGUGCUGGAAGAUUAUUGAAAAUAAGAGAGGGACAUUCAUUACCACCUACGAUCGUUCGUUUUUAUGGCAACAAUAGCGAUAAUAUAUUAACUGCAGGAGGUGAUUCAUCGCUUAGAAUAUUCUCUACUAUUACCGAAACAUUUAAUAAAAGUUUAGGAAGAGCUUCUUUUAAUAGAAAAGCUACUAAGAAGAAAGGUAGAUCGAUAGAAGAUCCAUUGAUAAUGCCUCCAAUAAUAAAUCUGUCUUUUGAAAAAACUAGGGAAAAGGAAUGGAGCAAUAUAGUAGCUUCUCAUGCUGGUUUAGGCACAGUUACUACAUGGUCUUAUGAUUUAUUAAAGAUGGAUAAUCAUAAAUUAUUACCAGAAAGAUUUAAAAAUAAUCGUAAUGCUGUAGCAACUUGUUUGUGCCUUACAAAAUGUGGUAAUUUCGUUGUUAUUGGAUAUAAUACUGGUCAUGUAGAUCGAUUUAAUGUACAAUCAGGUAUUCAUAGAGCCAGUUAUGGCAAUGAAAGUGAAGCGCAUAAAGGUUCAGUAAAAGGUGUAAUAGUAGACGCUUUGAAUCAAACCGUUAUUACAGCUGGAAGGGAUUGCUUUAUAAAAUUUUGGAACUUUAAAUCUAAAAAUGAUACAGGACCAAGGACUAUAAUAACGCUACCUGAAUCGAUAGAAUGGUUACGGUAUCACAAUGAAAGUACUUUCAUGGCCGUUGCAUUGGAAGAUUUCUCAGUGAUUUUAAUUGAUUUAGAUACUAAAAAAGUAAUGAGACAUUUUCACGGACAUAAAGGACAAUUGACAGAUGCAUCAUUCAGUCCAGAUGCAAGAUGGUUAAUCACAUCUUCUAUGGAUUGUACAAUAAGGACUUGGGAUAUUUUAUCUUCACAUUUAAUAGAUGUAUUUCAAGUUCCAGAUGCGUGUAUAUCUUUACAUUUUUCUCCUACUGGAGAAUUUCUUGUCACAUCUCAUAUGUGUAAUUUGGGAAUAUAUUUGUGGUCAAAUCGUACGAUUUAUUCUCAUGUAUCCUUAAAAGCUAUAAGGGAAGAGGAUGUAAUACCUAUAAUUAAUUUUCCUAGUUCUAUAGUGGAAGUUAAUCGACAAGAUGACGAUGACGUUAUUGAAGAUGAAUCAGAAUAUAUUUCUCCGGAACAGCUUAAUGAAAAUCUAAUUACGAUAUCCGCUUUGGCACAAUCCAGAUGGUUAAAUUUGCUUAACAUAGAUAUAGUUAAGAAAAGAAACAAACCUAAGGAGCCACCUAAAGCUCCAGAAAAGGCACCCUUCUUUUUACCAACUAUUCCCUCGUUAGAUAUUAAAUUUGAUUUUUCAGAUUUAAAAGAUCCUAUGGACGCUGAAAAAUUACGAUCUCAUAAAGAUUUUCAAAAUUUAACAAUAUUUGCCAAAUUAUUAUAUUCUACUGCAUCAAAUGAAAAUUUUUUAGAUGUUAUAAAUAAAUUAAAAUCUAUGAGCCCAAGUUCCGUUGACUUCGAAAUUCAAUCUCUUUCCUCGGAAGAAAAUAGUACAAAAUUAUUGUUACUUCAAUUUAUGAAAGUCUUGUGUUAUAUGAUGGAACGUAAAAUUGAUUUCGAAUUGACGCAAGCAUAUCUAGCAGUAUUUUUAAAAUGGCAUGGUCAAACAAUAUCUGAAAUUGAGGAAUUGAGAGAUAACUUAGAAAAAAUAGAAGAUUUACAAUCGAAAAACUGGUUUAUACUUAGAGAAAAAUUAUUCUAUAAUCUUAGUGUUGUACAGACUAUUAAAAAAAUGUAAUAUAAAUAAAAUUUA
Messenger RNA from Vespa mandarinia (Asian giant hornet), 3823 nucleotides. RefSeq names its product WD repeat-containing protein 36. The record is from RefSeq and is a predicted model, not a curated record. Lineage: Eukaryota; Metazoa; Arthropoda; Insecta; Hymenoptera; Vespidae. Gene Ontology annotation, biological process: rRNA processing. Gene Ontology annotation, molecular function: protein binding. Gene Ontology annotation, cellular component: small-subunit processome; Pwp2p-containing subcomplex of 90S preribosome.